AUGUCCCUUCACUUGCAAACUGGCCAAGACACCGGAUGUGCAGGCGUGUUGUUGGCUGGGGGCGCACUUGUUCGUGCAUUUGGAAUAGAUUAUAUAUUGGGAAACGUGAAGCACGCUCUCCAGUCGGCUGAGCACAUCAGUUGUACAGUUUUGUGUGAUGGGCAAAGAAUUUAUCACUGGGAGGACAAGCCGCUGGUAGGUGGGGACGAUUUGCAGGGCUGCAUCGAAGCUAGUGCUGAGGCAGGUGCUCCAGGGGCCGACCCACAGAGUGCUGGACCUGGACCAAGCCAGCCAGGACCAGGUCAGGGUGGGCAAGCAGCCAAGAGGAAACGGGGAACGCAGGAAGGUGCUAAUCAGGGAAUUGCUCAGAGUGGGGUGAUGUUUUCAAAGCGGCGUGCUUCCGUUCUAGCAACUGAGAAGUUGAACCAGCUGUCCAAGGACAUGAGGAGCAGCAAUGCAAGCUAUCUUGGUGAACACAAUGCCAAAGUUGCAAGUGGCAAGCUGUCUCCUGGAGGGAGGACAAACCGGGCGGCGGUACCCCCAGGGACCAACGGGCUUCGGGAGAGUGUGCGGUGUGAGAAGAGAACUGGAGGCGGGCGGCGGUGCACGGGGGUUUGCAAUGAAGGCGGCAGUUUGUGUGCUAAACACAGGAACACACCAGAACAGGCUGUUGCAGAGGGAGAGCGGCGGCCCAAGCAGAAGGUGGUGCAAGAAGAGGACAAGGGCAAACAGGAGAUGCAGGAAGCAGCACCCAAGAGGAAGAAAGAAGAAGGAAUAGACCCCGAAAGGGCAAAAGAGCUUUUGGAAAUGGACGAUGUUGAGCGGAGGCGGAUAGAGAAGCUUAUGGACGUCCCUAAGGGGGAGAUCCGCAUGUGCCACCAAUGUAUGAGCAGCAAGCGGACGAUUGUUAUCCGCUGUAACCACCCGACGGGAAAGAAAGACAAGACGGGGAAAGAGGAGAUUUGCGGCACCCGCUACUGCUGGGACUGUGCCGUCAACUGGUAUCCCGCCCGUGCUAACGAGUUUCGAAAGGUGGAUGGUGACAAGUGGGAUGUCAAGUGCCCCCGCUGCUAUGGCAACUGCAACUGCAAGGGCUGCCUCAGGCGGCAGGGCGACCUGGUCUAUCUGGGCAGCGACGCCCAGGCCUCUGGCCAGCAUGUGGCACUGCUGCGGCAGCUGCUGGAACAUGCGGCUCCCUACCUGAAACGCACUGCAGACGAGCAGGCGCACGAGCUAAGACUAGAAAAGGCGAUCUGGGAGAAGCUUCACCCAGGGGACGAGAUGGGCGAGGUGCCGCACCUUGAGAUCCCCAUAGACAGGAGGGUUUACUGCGACAAUUGCCGCACCACGAUUGUGGACUACGUGCGGGUGUGCAGCAACUCGGACCACGCAUUCGACCUGUGCCUCACCUGCUGCGAGGAGGUGAGGGCGGGCAAAAUGGACGCCAUUGCGCCAUGUCCGCAACACGCGGCGGCCCAGGAGGUGCUGGAGAUUUCCAGCCAGGACAACGACUCCCCUCGGGAGAAGCUUCCUGCGGGGAAGGCCGCUACUAGGAACAUCAAGAGCGAACAAGAGAACGACGAUGUCAAGAAGGGUGCAAUUGCACAGGAGGCUGGGAGCGAGAAGUCUGGAGGAGAUUCGUGGGGGGUGCGCCCUAAGCGGCAGGCGGCGGCGGAGGGCCGCAAGAAACUGGAGGCGCACCUCAAGGCGGCAGACGAGCCAGAGGAGGCCAUGGAAGCUGGUGAGGAGGACGAGCAGAAGGCGGGGGAGGAGGGGGAGAAGGAAGAGGGGAAGAAGGAGGGGGAACUAGAAGAGGAAGAGGAGGAAGAAGAGGAGGUGGAGGUGGUGCGCAUCCCGCAAGAGCUGCGACCGGCCUGGCUGCCCGACGAGCACGGGCGCAUUCCGUGUCCUGCCAAGGAGUGGGGGGGCUGCGGGGAGGGCUACCUGGAGCUGCAGUCGUUCAAGGGGGACGGCUGGCUGGAGGACCUGAGGAAGCGCCUGCUGAAGAUACUGGGAAAGAAUUGGAAGGAGCCAGAGCCUGCCCAGGGCGAGCCAGCACCUUGCGAGGAGUGCAGCGACCCCGCCAAAGAGGCAAACCGGAGGAAGGCCGCUCAGAGAGAAAACGGUACUGACAACUACCUGUACACCCCCGACGCCCAGCAGCUGAAGCAGAACCAAGGCUCGGCCCUGCAGCACUUCCAGCACCACUGGGGUCAGGGCGAGCCGGUCAUCGUGCGCAACACGCACAAGACGGACCACGCGCUGAGCUGGGAGCCGUUUGUGAUGUGGCGCGCCUGCCGCGAGACGUCGCGCAAGAACGUCGUGGAGGAAGGCAGCUGGGUGGACGCGCUGCUCUGCCUCGACUGGACCUUCAUCUCGCUGAGCCUGCGGACGUUCUUCUCGGGGUACCUGGAGGGUCGCGAGUAUGACACCGAAGGGCGCGGCUUCUUUGCCAACUACCCCGCCAUGCUCAAGCUCAAGGACUGGCCGCCCCGGAGCUUCUUCCACGAGCGGCUGCCCCGCCACUGCCGCGACUUCGUGGAGGCGCUGCCCUUCCACGAGUACACGCACCCCCACGCCGGCGUGCUCAACAUCGCCGCCAAGCUGCCCAAGGCUGCCAACCCCCCGGACCUGGGUCCUAAAACGUAUGUGGCGUAUGGGCACCGCGAGGAGCUGGGCCGGGGAGACUCCGUCACCAAGCUGCACUGCGACAUGAGCGAUGCGGUGAACAUCCUGUGCCACUCGCACGCUGUCCCGGUGCGCCCCGAGGUCCAGAAGGCGAUCGAGCGUGUGGGGGCCGAGCCCGCCGACAAGCGCGAGAACGAGGAGGUCAAGAAGCCCGCCGCCAAGCCGGCCGCCAAGAAGGGAGGGGGCAAGAAGCGCCGCGGCGCAAACGGCUCGCAGGCGGCUGAGCAGGCUGCCAAUGAGGUGACGGGAGAGGACUCUGACGGCUCCGGGAAGGAGAAGAAGAGUGCCGGUCCUGGCAAAAACGGUGACGUGGAGGCAGCUGGGGAGACCGGGCCAGCGGCAGAUGCGCCCGCGGAAGAAGGGGCGGACAUGAAGGUGGACGCAAAGUCGUGCGAACCAGCGGACGCGGCGCUUGCGGACGGGCCGCCCCAAGAUACCAAGAUGGAGGACGUAGCGCCUGCGGGACCCCCGCAAGAAGCGCCAGCUGGCGACGCCGCUGGGGACGCCCCCGGAGAGAACACGCAGGCAGCGGCAGAAGGUGCGGCUGCGGAUGCACCGACGGAGGCCGACGGGGUCCUUGCAGGAGGCGCUGUGAAAGACGAGCCAAUGCCUGACGCUGCCGCUGUGUCGAACGAGGAAGCGUCCGAUGACUUAGUGGUUCUCAGCGAGCAGGGGCCGGUGCACGUGGCCCCGCUGGAGAAGGGCGGGCGGAUCCUGCGUACUAGAAACCCCCCGAAGGUCCAACCGGUCGAGGAGUGGGAAGAAGAGCCGAAGCGGAGGGCAAAGGCGAAGGCCGCGCGGCCCAAGGUGGUCCAGCCGCCGCGGGUGUGCCUGGCAGCGGCCAAGGGAGCCCAGCAAACGGCGAGCAGCGAGGCAGCGCAGGCACAGGACAGUGCCGAGUACGGAGGCGCCGUGUGGGACAUCUUCCGGCGGGAGGACGUGCCGAAGCUCAAGGAGUACCUCACCAAGCACGCGGCCGAGUUCCGGCACAUCUAUGAGGAGACCGUCACCCAGGUGGACGACGCGGUGCACGACCAGACGUUCUUCCUCACGCAGCAUCACAAGGACCAACUCAAGAAGGAGUACAACGUGGAGGCGUGGACGUUCCAGCAGUACGACGGGGAGGCCGUCUUCAUCCCGGCGGGCUGCCCCCACCAGGUCCGCAACCUCAAGUCGUGCGUGAAGGUGGCCAUGGACUUCGUGUCCCCCGAGAACCUGGACGAGUGCUGGAAGCUGACGCAGGAGUUCCGGGUCUUGCCCGACGACCACCGCGCCAAGGAGGACAAGCUCCAGGUCAAGCGCAUGGUUCUGUACGCUGUUGAGGCAGCAAUCGAGGAGCUGGCAGGGGGCAAAGAGCCAGUGAAGAAGAGCGCCGCCGGAACCAAGCGGAAGGCACAACCCAAGAAGCGCUCAAAAGCGCCACGGAGAAAGAGAUAAGACGUUCAUUUCUGCGUAAUCGGGUCCAACAAUUCACGGCAAUGACCGAGGAGGUGUUGUGAGGGGGAUCCCAUUCUCGGAGUGUUCCUGCUAUGUUGGGUCGAUUUGAGAAGUGAUUAAUUGUAAGUCGUAAGGGGCAGCUUUUAUUGCGUCGCUCAGGUUCUCGACUUCACCUAAGAACCGUUGGCCUCCAUUAGAUGCGGACACAUCGCAUUAAUAGUACAUAUACCAUUUUGCAACGAGGGCAGGAGAUCGCGUUCGCUCUAAAAACUCUCGAAAGUGUCGGUCUGUGGUUUCCUACUGUCAUAUCUUUUAGUAGUAAAGGUUCGCUGCAUAAACUCGUCAGGUUGUAAUGCUCUUUCUCUAAAUACAUGUCUUCGCAAGUUCAAUUCAAAUAUCGAACUACAGGCUGGAUUUGACUCCAUUGCUUCCCAU
Molecule: messenger RNA, 4560 nt
Organism: Klebsormidium nitens
Lineage: Eukaryota; Viridiplantae; Streptophyta; Klebsormidiophyceae; Klebsormidiales; Klebsormidiaceae
Source: the annotation of a GenBank genome assembly